Messenger RNA from Corylus avellana, 1388 nucleotides. RefSeq lists its product as uncharacterized. Gene Ontology annotation, biological process: regulation of transcription by RNA polymerase II. The record is from RefSeq and is a predicted model, not a curated record. Gene Ontology annotation, molecular function: DNA-binding transcription factor activity, RNA polymerase II-specific; RNA polymerase II cis-regulatory region sequence-specific DNA binding; protein dimerization activity. Gene Ontology annotation, cellular component: nucleus. NCBI's taxonomy places the organism in Eukaryota, Viridiplantae, Streptophyta, Magnoliopsida, Fagales, Betulaceae.
UCUUUUUCUAUCUCCUGAGUUACCUGGACGUUUUCUAUUCCUUUCAAGCAAUAAAUAAGGUCGUGACCACCCUAUUCCCUUUGAAUGGAAAGAACCGUUGUUACACUCAAAGAAACCCUACAAUUCCCACCCUCACUACAAAUACUCUCAUCAAGAAAAUUCUUUACAAAGAGUUUUAGCCAGAAGAAAUAGAGCAGCUCUUCUCUGCAAUAUUUCAGAUCAUCGGCGGGGCUUCUUCCAAGAGAAUCUGAUCAUCAGUCUGAGAAUGAGGAACGCUCUUCUUCAAUCGGUGUAUCCACAGCUUUACAGCUUCGGUAACAAUUAUGAAGUCCAGGUACCAAAUUUGGACGUCUCUAUGCAGAUGGAUAGCGAAGUAAAUAUGAAUGACAAUGGGUUUUGUAUGAAGUCCGGAGUAUUCAACAAUGACCACCUCCAGCUGGGAAAUGGAUGCUUUGCGGUUCCUUUUAGGUCCCUGAUUAACUAUACCCAUCAAUCAGCUUAUCAAUCUGGUCCCUCAAGCCGUGCCGACAUUCCGCAGCAGUCGAUGUUUCUCUGCGAUAAAUCUUCAGUUCCACACUAUGAAGCAGUACUAAAUAAUUCUCCAGACUUGCAGGCAAUGCCAAAUGGAAGGAAACGUCCAAUUGAGGUCGAUGACGUCUUGCCCACAAGAGGAACCGACAUGGUUGCCAAUUAUAUGACGACAUCGAACGAGUGGAAGAAGACUAAGAGAAACAAGGCCACAACCUCUGAACAACAAUGGCAACAUGAUCAAGUCAUAGGAACAUCCACGCAUAUCGAAGAGCACACGGUGCAUGUGCCUGCGAGGAGGAGCCAAAAGCUUAGUGACAAGAUCACUGCUCUUCAAAAGCUGGUCUCCCCAUACGGCAAGACCGACACUUCAUCAGUUCUUCAAGAGGCAUCGCUUUCUAUCAAGCUACUCCACACGCAAAUUCAGAAUUUGUUCAAGAUGCUGAGUAGCUCAUACAAAUGUGUUAGAGCUAAUCAACGGCAGUUCCAACAGGAAAUUGGAGAAGAACAGGUGGACCUAAGGAGCAACGGGCUUUGCUUGGUUCCUGUGUCAUUUACUCAGAAAGUCAAAAUAGAAAGCCCCGUUGAUCAUCAUGCUUAGUGGUGGAAACCCAUCAUAAUUAAAUAGAUAGAAAAUGUCUAGUUGUCUACUUCUACCCCACUAUUUAAUUAGCUUAACCCUACCCCAUAUCUUUCUUUACUCUAAAGUACUCAACUUUAAUUCAUAAAUAGAGUGGAUUUUGAGAGAAUCCCCUACAUCAAGCGGAGGUGUUUUUAUUUGCUUGAUUAAAGCUUUAGAACAAUUAAGGUGUGUAAUCUGGUUUCUUUUAUUUUCCCCCAAUAAAAAUAGUAGCUACCUA